Messenger RNA from Fusarium venenatum, 4830 nucleotides. The record is from RefSeq and is a predicted model, not a curated record. NCBI's taxonomy places the organism in Eukaryota, Fungi, Ascomycota, Sordariomycetes, Hypocreales, Nectriaceae.
AUGCCUGCGGCUCCCACGCCGCCAGCCAACGCCAAUGCGAGCAAUCCUGAUCGCACUGCUAACCUGCUGAACCUUCUCAAGUUCAGUGGCUCAGGCGGCUCCCAGCUGCAGAGCCAGGCUACCCAAGCUCGCGCUCAUGGCCACAACCCGCAACAGCAGCAGCAGCAGCAGCCGGUCCAGCCAGUGCAGCAGCCUCAGGAAUUGCAGCAUCAGGAGCAUUCUCAGCAACGUCACCAGCAGAUGUCGCCUGACCCUCAGAUGCAUCAGUUUAAUCAGUUCCAGCAGCAUGCCCAGCAGGGUCGCGGAAUAAUCCAGAGCCCUUUGCCCGCUCAGAUUCACCAGCCCUCGCCUUCCUCCGCUGAUCCUACUGGCCUCUUGGCUGCUCUUAUGCGUGGCGCCCAUGAGCCUGAGGAGCAAAAGCAGCAGCAGCAGCAGGCCCACCCGCAGCAACCUUUUGGCAACGGCUCGCCUCCUGCUGACACUCGUUCCUACCUGCUGAACCUCCUCAACCGCCCCAAACCUAGCCAAGGUGACCACCAGCAUUCGGUUUUGAGCGAGGCUUCACGUUCGACGAACCUUACGCCUCAAUCUCCCGGAAAUGCUCCCGCUGAAACCGCCCGCUACUCGGGCGUUUUUCAGCAGCAGUACGGCCAGCACCAGCACUCGCACAGCGGCCAAUUUUCCAACCUCCAGCACCGCCAGUCCGAUUCCUACGCCGGCUCCCAUGCCCCUUCCAACGCUUCCGACUCUUACUAUCCCUCUCAGGACAACCAGGCUGAUGCAUCAGCUCUUUUCCAGCAGCUGCUGGGAAACCUUGCUCAGUCUUCUCCUCAGAGCCAGAGUCACGGUCACGCCGCGCAGUCGCCUAGUGCCCUGCCUUUCCAGAUUCUCAAAAAGGACUCGCCCGCUGCUUCGCAUCAUUCACACCACUCUCAUCACUCCCACCGUCCCGACCAUUCCGUCGGCGCUGGUAGUGAGCGAGCUGCUUUCCAAACGUCUCCUCACCAGAUCCGUCGCAAAGCAACCCGAACUGCGUCCAUUCAGUCUCACCAUUCCGUGAAGCAGGGCACACCCCCCGCUCCCGAAUUCGAGAACCAUAAUUCUGCGGCCAAGGCGACCGUUGCGGAGGCAGUUGAGGACAUUGCUGAGCAGGCUGAUCACGACGCCACUGAGGCACUUGAGCGCGCUGAGUACGAACGGGCCCAGGCUGAAAUUGCCCAGGGUCUGAACGAGAUGCGCAAGGCAAAGUCCGAGAAGGAAUUCGAAGACGGCGCUCAACAUGCCGCUCAGGCUAUUCAGGCUGAGCUCGACCGUAGCGACAACGAAGGUGUUCUCGAGGACGCUCUUUCAGCCGAGGUUGCCGAGACCGUUCGUGAGAUUGUUGACGAAGCUGCUCAGGGUGUUGCUGAUAGCUGGGAGAGCGCCGAUCAGGAUGAGAUUGUCGUGAUUGAAGAAAAGGAGACUCCUCCCGUCAAGGUCUUUAACUUCCCAAUGAAGCCGUGGAUUUCCAUUACGCUUCAGGAAGAGGGAACCGACCCGCGACCUCAGUUCCGCGACGAGACCAUCAUGGAUAUCGCUCGACUGAAGAAGGAAUUCGACCAGAUCGAUCGCAACCUGUAUACUGCCACGGAGAACUACAUGGCUUACGGUAUGUCCAAGCAGGGAGGUCUCCGUGUCAUUCGACAGGAGGAUGGUAAGGAUGCCAAGAUCUUUACCGAUACCAAGGACCGAAUCUUCAACGUCGCCAUGUCUGUCACCCCUACUGAUCACGAAGGCGCUCACCGCGAGGCCAUUAUCGGCACUGGCAUCAGCGGCACAGUCUAUUGGGUUCAGAUUCGCGAUGGCGAGAAGGAUCACAUCGAGGAUACCCAUAUGGAGCAGUACGGCUUUGCUCUGCCUCCCAUGAGCUCCCAGGAGGGUGACGCCCCUGGCGGUGUUCUCAAGACCCGCGCUCGCACCUCCACCAUUCACCCCGAGUACUUUGCCGUUGGUCGCGGCAAGUCCAUCAACCUCAUCUGGCCUUCUUACAUUUUGCAGAACAACUUGUUCAAGCCAGGCCAUGAUCGUGUUGUCGACACAGAAACUCUUGCCAAACAAUGCUCUUUGAAGAUCAACACUGGUAAGGCCGGCAAGGACUUCACCUUCAGUCAGGACGACUCUGUCAUCGUCUCUCUUGAUAAGUCUGGUCGGGUCAAGUUCUGGGAUGUUCGAGACCUGACCGCUGUCAAAGAGGGUUGUGAUCCACGUGCUCCAAUUCCUGCACAGACCUCGCUCGAGGUUAAGGAGCCUUUGAUGACACUUGCCACUACUCCUGAGGGCGAAAAGGCCUGGCCUACUUCGGUCCUGCUUCUCGACAAGCAGCGACCCUACCAGAAGCGAUGCGCUCUCCGAUACAUGAUUGUCGGAAUGAAGCAGAACCACACUCUGCAGCUUUGGGAUCUUGCUCUUGGCAAACCCGUGCAGGAGUUCAACCUACCUCACAGCAAGGAGUCGGACGCCGUCUGCAGUGUCAUGUACCACUCCGCCACUGGCAUGAUUGUCAUUGGCCAUCCCACACGAAACUCGAUCUACUUUGCGCACUUGUCGGCACCUAAGUAUAACCUCAAGAGUGUUUCCCAGGCCGAGUACAUCCAGCGACUUGUCGCUCAGGACUCCUCCAUUCCCCAGCCGGAUAGUACCGCUGUCAUUAGUGGUGUGCGAGAGUACUCGUUCGCCAACCGGGGUAUCCUGCGAAGUCUCGACAUUCUUGGCACACCUGCCAUGGUCCAAGAUGCCGACGAACCCACCCUCUUUGAGUUGUAUGCCAUGCACUCCAAGGGUGUUGCUUGCCUGCUUGUCAAGCAGACCGAGCUCGGAUGGUCCAAGGACAACAAGGUCCUCGACGCGGUUGACGCUGUCGCUCAGAAUGUCGUCAUUGUCUCGAAGCUCAAGGCUCCCCAGCCUGCCGAGACCCCAACUCCUGCCAGCAACGGAGAACCCGCUGUCCGUAUCGUCAACCGCGGAUCCAACAAGGAGAACGUACAGGCCACCCCUGGAUCGCAGACAGAGUCUGUUCAGCGUGGACCCGAACCGGCUGUCCCAGCCAAGGCAAAGACUGAGCCGAAGGAGGCUGAAACGCCCAUCCAGUCCGCCAAGGAGUCCCAGUCUGAGAAGCCGGAGAGAAAGUCACGAAAGAAGAAGAAUGCGGCGAACCAGGGUGAUGUUGCCACCAACGGCGCUACACCUCGUGCCGGCAAUAAGGAUGCCAAGGGCGCAAACAACACUACUGCGCCUUCUGUCUCUUCUGAGGCACUGGAUGCUGCCAUCUCUGGACUCGAGUCUCGUCUGAAUGUGAGCGUUGGCGAGACGCUCAAAUCAUCUUUCAAGAACCUCCAUGGCAAGAUUGAUGACGAUAUCCGUGUUCGGGACGAGAAUUUCAACCAGCACCAACUUAAGCUCCUUGAUAUGGUUUCGGAGGUGCUGAAUGAAAACACUCAAAAGGUCCUAGAGGCUCUCAUCCAUCACCAAUUCACCGAACUCGUCAUCCCCGCCAUUGGCGACAAGGCGGGUGCCGCUGUCAGCGAUCUUCUCGACAACAAGCUGCAACCCCACCUUGCCUCUUGUGUGCAAAAGGAGAUUCAGAGUUCCCUUCCCCAUGCGCUCAACAGGUCCCUGCGCUCUGGCGAUUUUGUCAAGUCCAUCUCGGAACGAGUUGGUAACACUGUCACCACAAGCGUCCAGCAGGAAGUUGUCACAAUACUGACUCAGCGACUCACUCCUACUUUCACUAACAUUGCAACUCAGGCGUCGCAGCGUGUUGCCGGCGAGCUGCACCAGCAAUACCAUGACCAGUUUGAGUACAUGAAGUCCCAGCAUGCCGCCGACAGUGCCAAGAUCGACCAGCUGACGUCUCACGUCACCCAUCUCUCCGGGAUUGUUGAGACCAUGGCCGCGUCUCAGGCGGCUCUUCACGCGGAAUUCCUCAAGUUCAAGCAACAACCUGUCCAUGAGCUUUCUGGAAUCCCUCAGACUGCUGGCCACGGUCAACCUGUCCCACAUCACGGAUAUGCCACCUCCAGCCAACACCACCCUCAAGCCAGCCUCACCGGCAGCUACCACCCGAGUCAGGCCGCUAGCCAAGCUCAACAGUUCGUUGGCAGCCCCCAAUACGCUCGUGGUUCUCAGCAUGUGAACAGCCCUCAAGCGUCCCAACAGACUUCAGACUACGUCGCUCCUACUGCGAGUGUUGGUGCCCUUGCUGGUGCCUACGCUAGCCAGCGUAACCAGACUGAGCCUGAAGCAGACCACGACUUGAUGCAGCGCAUCAGGAUUGUUGAGCAGGCUAUCCAGGAGGGCCGUUACCAGGAUGCCAUGAUCCAGUGGAUUCAGAGUGGUCGCGAGGAGGAGAUUUUCCGCCGCUGCCUCAGCCGCUUCCCUCCCAAGAAGUUUGAGAACAUGCCUCUCCUGAUUCUACUUGUUGUGAUUGCCACUAUCUCCAAGAACCUGAAGCCAAACGCUCGUCUCAAGGAGGAAGUUGAAUGGAUCGAAAUGGCCCUGAACGCGUUUGCGGAGAGCCUCCCCAACUUUGUAAGUUCAAGUUUACCUACUUACAUGGGCGUAACUAAUUCAUUGCAGGAAUGGGACCAAUCCGGCGCUCGUGAUAUAAUCAAGAGCACGACUUCGGCCAUGCAGCUCCUUAUUGGACGCAUUCAGCCUCUUAUUGGUGGCAUCCAAGACGGUUUCCCUACUGAUCCCUUCCUCGCCAACCUCGAGAGAGCCAAGCUUGACUGGAUUGUGCGAACAUCAGAACGUGUGCUUGACAUUUGUGGUGCCCCGAGACGCUACGAGUAA